AAGUAAAAAUCCGACAGUCAGUAUGGUGCGUCGUAAACAAUUUUGAAUAGCGUACAAUGAUUUUGUAUUGAUUGAAAGAGAAAAAUAAAAAACACAUUACACAAGUAACCCAAUUUUUAACAUAUUACUCACACAGGAAUUUCCAAACAGAUGCACGUAGAGAUCCGGCUCUUACACAACGCGCUUAUUGAUACGCUGUUGGGGUAAGACAAAAAAGGCGAAGUCGAAAUGACUGACUUGGAUAAAAAUGUAUCUGAACUUAAACAUAAAAUCACAAAUUUAGAAUAUGAUAUAAAGGAUGCUAUGGAGCAACGUUACAUGAAAUUUAAUGUCGUAUCCCGUGAUGCUGCUUCAUUAUUAGACACUGCCCAGACAUAUUCCAACCAAAUUAAUAAUUUAAUUUCACGAAUUGAAAACCAAACCAAGCGAGAAGUUGUUGAUGCUGUAGGUGAUUUGAAGAUGUUUAAAUGUUCAUUAGAAGAAAGCAAGUUUAGCUUAAGUAUUAUUGAACAAGUUCUUCUUGUAUGCAUGAAUCUCACAAACGAUAGUCAGACCAAAUUAUUAUUAAUUGAUAAAAUAAAAAAUUUACAAACUGCUAAAGAAAUUUUGACCAAUAAUGAAAAUCUGUCUAAAUUAAAUUGUUAUAAGCAUUUAAUGCGUGAACAUAUGAGACUUACAGAUGUUUUACAUUCCCAUUGUAUAUCAACAUGGAGAAAUCAAAUUGAAUGGAUAGAAAAUAAUGAUGAUGCACCAGAUUCUUGUAAAAUUACAUUAAAGAUUACAGGCAAUGAAGAAGAAUUUCAAGAUACUAUUUAUGCCUUGCGAUAUUUUGAUGCUUUAAAUGCUGAAAUAAAAUCAUUUGGCAAUAAGCUUCUUGAACUAGUAAUUAAACCUAUUAUUGUUCAUAAUUAUGAGAUUUCUAUUACACGAACCAUUCAUUAUUCUUCAUUAAGUUUGAAAGUUUCUCAGCAAGAUGAUGGAUUUCUAUUUACAAUUAUAAAGAAACUUAAAAAAGUAUUCGAGUUUUUAAAGACAAUGCUUCCAUCUGAUAUUGAUAAAAUUAAACUUAUGCCUUAUUUAGGAUCUUAUAUAAAUCAACCAUUUUGUAAUGUUUUCAACAAUGUUGCAUUAUUUAAUGCUAUACCUACCAAAUAUAAUCUACUUGAAGAUUUCCAAGAAGAAUUGAAGGAAGUCUAUGAGUUUAAUAAUUAUCUAAAUAAAUUAGGAUUAUUUGAAGAAAUAAAUAAUGACUUGAUAAAGAAUUUAGAAAAUAUGGAUAAUAUUUUUUUCAAUAAAAUUAGUCAAAUGUAUUAUGAUAAAGCUCGAUACAUUAUUAAAAAAGAUUUGCAUGACCUUAUUGAAGUUAACAAUGAAAGUCGCUGGGAAUCUUCCAAAGAUAGCAGAGAUGAUAAUGGAUUUUGUCAAAAAAUGUUUGCCUAUCCUCAAAGCAAAGUGAGUAAAUCUUUACUAGAAUUUCUAAGCCUUAUAGAGACUAUUACAUCUGAAAUGUCAAGUAUAUCAGAAAGCAGUGCUUGGCGUUUUCAUGAUAUUCUUAAUAAUAUUACAAUUAUGUAUUGUGACAUGAUACCCCUUCUACAUUGUAAAACAUUAGAACUGCACCCUCAACAAUCAGCUAUUCUUUACAAUAACAUUAUGUAUUUUACACGUAAGCUAGCAGAAAUGAGUCCAAUUUAUAAAAAUCUUCUAAUUGUUCAUUUACUUGAGAAGUUGAAAAAUUUAGCUAGUGAAAUAUUGCACACUCAAUGUAAGCAUCAUAUAAGUUUGAUGGAAAAAACUGUUGGUAAAUCAGAUCUUCUUUUAAUGGCAGUUAAUACAAAUUUAAGUUAUUCCGUGGAAAAAAGUGUUGGUGAUUGUUACAAUAUUCUUUUACUUUUAAGUAGUUUAUGGAAAAAUAUUUUGCCAUCAACUGUAUAUUGUAAAUUUAUGGGAUACUCCUGUAAUGGUCUGUUUGAAUGUAUAAUCAAUGAAAUGUUUACUUUACUAGAUAUCUCGGCUACAUCAGCUGAACAAUAUUCAUCAAUAUUUACUAAAAUAAUAAAAGAUAUACCAAAUUUAUUUCCAGAACCAAAAGAAGUACACAGGUAUGUACCUAAGUGGUGGCAGCUGAAUGAAUUAGUUUUUGUUUUAAGUUCAAGUAUGAAAGAUAUUGAAAACCGCUGGGCAGAUGGAAAAGGUCCUUUAGCAAUUGAAUUGAGUGCUGAACAAAUUAAAAUCUUACUAAAAGCAUUAUUUCAAAAUACCGAUAGAAGAGCGGCAUUAUUAAAACAUAUUAUGGCAACGACAAAAUCCUAAAAUAUUAGUUUUUGUUUUAAACUUUUAAAUAAGUUGCUAUUAUUAAGUUAUGUUUUUGCAUUUAUAGCUUUAACUAUAUUUGAGAUAAAUAAAUAAUUUAUACUUGGAUUUUUAUUAAAAUAUUAAAAAAUUUUAAUAUUCCAUAGAAUUAUUAAAUAUUUUUACUGCAUUUUAUUGUAAAUUAUAUUUUUAUUAUUAAAAUAUUUCAAUUAAUUAAUUUUUUAAUUGUAUUCAAAAUGUUUUAUAUUUCAGUUGGUUUUGAUUUC
Molecule: messenger RNA, 2579 nt
Organism: Daktulosphaira vitifoliae (grape phylloxera)
Lineage: Eukaryota; Metazoa; Arthropoda; Insecta; Hemiptera; Phylloxeridae
Gene: Zw10
Product: centromere/kinetochore protein zw10 homolog
Exons: 10
Coding region: 229-2313 (694 amino acids)
Biological process (GO): mitotic spindle assembly checkpoint signaling; endoplasmic reticulum to Golgi vesicle-mediated transport
Cellular component (GO): RZZ complex
Source: RefSeq, a predicted model, not a curated record